Messenger RNA from Oncorhynchus masou masou (cherry salmon), 2488 nucleotides. RefSeq names its product ELMO/CED-12 domain containing 1 (gene elmod1). NCBI's taxonomy places the organism in Eukaryota, Metazoa, Chordata, Actinopteri, Salmoniformes, Salmonidae. The record is from RefSeq and is a predicted model, not a curated record. The transcript has 12 exons. Gene Ontology annotation, molecular function: GTPase activator activity. Bases 250 to 1254 code for a protein of 334 amino acids.
CACAACCCUGCAUUGCGAUGCUGUUCUGCCGCUCCGUCUCCCCAUACACUCAGUGACGCUGUCAUCAUGGAGGAAGAACAGUUACCUGCUACGGAGUGAAGACGACAACCACACAAACGCGAGGCCACCACCGGCGGCAAUCUAUUGCGUCUUUUAAGGCUCCUCUCAUUUCUUCUUUCCUGAAUACAUCGGCCAUUGCCCGUGUGUCAUUUCCAAAGAAACGAUAAGGAACUCGGCAAAACCAUAAAAAUGAAACAUUUUUUGAGGGUGGUGACACAGUUCUUUGUGUUCCUGUACUGUAAAUGUCUGUGGCGAGGCCUGAAGUUUGUGAUCAGGAAGGUCACGGGGAGGUGCGAACUGCAACGGAUAUGCCACAGCAACAAGCCAGGGGCACGAAGGACCCUUAAGAUCGAGUCUUCCCUCAGGUACUCAAAGAAUGAGCUGUGCCAGUCUGCCCUCAGUGCUCACCCAGACCGAGUGGAGAAGACCAUCGAUGACAUCAUGACCCUGAAGAAGGUCAACCCUGACACUAACCCACAGCUAGGCAUCUCCCUCCAGGCCAGUCUGUUCCAGAUCGUCGGCUACCGUAGCCUGGUGGCGGAGGUGGAGAAGCUACGCAGGGAGCCGUACGACUGUGAGAACCCCGACCAUGAGGAGAUGCUGAUGAAGCUGUGGAAGACACUGCGUCCUGAUUCACCACUCACUGGGCGGAUCUCCAAGCAGUGGUGUGAGAUCGGUUUCCAAGGCAAUGACCCCAAGACUGACUUCAGGGGCAUGGGUCUACUGGGCCUACACAAUCUUCUAUAUUUUGCUGAGCAUGACAAGGCCACCGCUCUCCAGGUGCUUCAUGACUCCUUGCAGCCGAAACACAGGAGCAUUCCCAAAGAGGCAAGCAAAAUGAGCAAAGCAGAAUGGGAACAGAAGAACUUUGAUAAAGCAAUUGGAUACUCCUUUGCCAUCGUGGGCAUCAACAUCACGGAUCUGGCCUACUCUCUGCUGGUGAGCGGAGCCCUGAAGACCCACCUGUACAACGUAGCCCCGGAGAUGCCCAGCCUCAGCCACUUCCAGCAGACCUUCUGUUACCUAAUGCAGGAGUUCCAUCGGUUCUGGAUCGAGGAGGACCCCUGUGACAUCAUGGAGUUCAACCGUGUGCGUUCCAAGUUCCACCGGCGGGUGCUGCGGCAGCUCAAGAACCCCGACAUGGCGCUGUGCCCCCACUUCGCCGCCUCCGAUCUCCACCUGGUCAACCUGUAAAUACACUCCCCCUGACUUCUAACCCUUGACCCUAUACCUCUAACUUCCUCAACCCCCCCCCCCUUUGUCCUCCCAGCUACAUCACGUCACUGCCAACCGCUCACCCCGCCAGCGCUCACACACAUGCUCACACACACCCUCCCCUCCACGCCCUGCCUCUAACCCCCACAGCGACUUCAGAACCACCAGCACCACUAGAUGACCAUGGCGAUUGUAGGGGUGCAUGAUGAGGCUGCACCACAUAGUCAUUCACUGACUCAUUGUUAUUCCUUGCUUUAAUGAUUUGUGAUUGUACAACAGCCAUCCAUUGCUGGUUAUGUAUUGCUAUUAUUAUGCAUUUUUAAAGAAAUAGUUUACCCAAAUUACAAAAUGAAUAUGCACUUUGGGUGAACUAUCCCUUUAAUUGAAUCAUCAUAGAACAAGUGCUUUGUUUUCUCCAGUCCGUUAGCCCCUUGAAUACAUCUCAUUGUGAUGAAUGUUCGGCUGUGACACCAAAAAUAUUUGAGUCUAUUUAAGGAGACAGUGCUUCCUCUUUACCAUUAGACAGGGCAAUAACAGUAGGCCUAAGCUGUGCUGUCAGACUGUCAGAAGUCACAAACUGAAAAGGCUUCAUAAGCUUCCUAUGCUUAUGUAGGGAAUUGUACAAGAGCUAUGUACUUAUUCUAUAUUUGGCUCUGUAGUGUAGUGUAAUGUACUGCACUGUACUGUAUAAGGAAGUCAGAGUUACUAUCUAAUCCUAUGUUGCCUGCCUUAUUUAAGUGGGGAAGCAGCAAGGCUUUGUGUUACAAUGUGCAGCCAGAAAAUUCUAUCGGUUAAGGAGGGGUAUAUGAAGGAAAUGAAAGUAGGCUACUAAAAGAAGAUUGCUUAAUGAUACAUGAGCUGGAAAAACAAGGCCUAUGCACUAUAUAGGACUGGAUUCAUUUACAGUCAAAACCAAUGAAGAGAGAUAGCAGACAUUCAUUCAUCCAAUUAAAUCACUCGCAGCCAUCAUCUCAGCAAGGCCGUUUCUUUUCUAAAUCAUUUGUCCAAUAUUUAUCAAUUGUAUUUAAUCACAUUUGAGGUCAAAUGCAUGAUACGAACACUUCACAAGAGCAUAAUUCUCAUUGACAAAGUAGAUUAAUGUGGACAAUUCACAUGAAUCAGAAUAGCAGUUUGAAGAAAUUGUCAUUUAUUUUAUGAAUGUUAUUCAGCUAUGUCCAUGAUUGUUUGAUUUGUAAAUCUUUAUUCAACUAUG